AAACACAAACGCAAGCACAAGCAAAACACAAAGAAGCUCAAGAAAGCUGAGGCAAGCCCAGAAGAAGAAAAAAAAAACUAGAAGGAGAGAUGGGAAGAAGCGAAGGCAGCACAAGCCCAGCGGCUGGGGGAGCCGCCUGCGCGUGCGCGGUCUGCGGCGGCGCCGCGGUGGUGUACUGCGCGGCGGACGCUGCGGCGCUCUGCAGCCCCUGCGACACCGCUGUGCACGCUGCGAACCUGCUGGCGUCGCGCCACGAGCGCGUGCCCCUUUCCAUGGUGACUGCUGCAUCCGGCGUGUACGACGACGACCUCUUCGCGCCCGACGACAUCGACGCGGCGUCGUCGUGGGCGUCGGCGCCUGCGCAGGGGCAGGGAAGCCCCCAGAACGGGAGCUCGUCGGCGAGCUUCACCACCGGCGACAGCGGCGCGGAGGGCAGGGGCCUGUUCGACCUGCUGUCCGACGUCGACUUCGCUGCCUGUGUCACGGGCGGCGGCGGCUACCUGCCGGACGGCGUGGCGCCCGUCGUCCAUCACGGCGCUGCACCUCUGUGGGCGCAGCCCGGUCUGGCCGCCGCCGCAUGGACGGCCACGUGGUCGCCCGCUGUCGUCGUCCCGGGCGCCGCCGUGGUCGCCGCGGCGGCGGCGGAGCGGGAGGCGAGGGUGCAGAGGUACCGCGAGAAGCGCGAGAGGCGCAAGUUCCAGAAGACCAUCCGCUACGCGUCCCGCAAGGCCUAUGCCGAGGCGCGGCCCAGGAUCAAGGGCCGCUUUGUCAAGCGCGCCGCCGGCACCUCCUCCUCCUCCUCCUCGGGUGCCGGCACAUCGGACAGCAUCGACGCUGCUGCCAAGUUCUGGCUCUCCUUCUCCGACGACGCCAGGGACGGCUUCUUCGUGGACGCCGGGGCCUACGGGGUCGUGCCAAGCUUCUAGAAAGUUUGUGCCUUGAAAAUUUAGGGGUCACACUCGCAUCACAGCGGGCAGCGCUUCUGGGCUUCUGGCGGUGGCGUUCGCCCAGUUUGAAGCAAGUUAAGCAACCGCCCUUCUCGUUUGUGUCGUGUCGUCUCGUCAUUCAUGUGAGCAGCAUCCGUGGUGAAAUUCCGCCAUCGCUAUUUUUAAAUGAUGGCGCGGAAUUUCGAUGGGUCAUCACCAGUUGGUGAACGAACUAGGGGAUUUAUUGUGUCUUGUAAGAUACAACUUUACUGGGUUGUCUAUCAAAUUCUGCGUUGGCUCAUCGUCAUCGCUUUACUGGGGCUAACAAUAUAGUUGUGGUGGAAAUCUGCCAUCCAUGCUUCCAUAGCAAGCUCUUAGAUGAUCGGAAUAAAAGGGGAUUUUGAUGGGCCAAUCAGGAAGUGGGUUUGGUUAAUCUAUAUAUGGAGCAUAUAGCUUAUGCAGCUGUUCAUCC
This is a messenger RNA of Zea mays, 1398 nucleotides long. RefSeq names its product CONSTANS-like protein CO8. Lineage: Eukaryota; Viridiplantae; Streptophyta; Magnoliopsida; Poales; Poaceae. Gene Ontology annotation, molecular function: DNA-binding transcription factor activity; zinc ion binding; protein binding. Gene Ontology annotation, cellular component: nucleus. Bases 90 to 926 code for a protein of 278 amino acids. Gene Ontology annotation, biological process: regulation of flower development. The record is from RefSeq and is marked provisional. The transcript has a single exon.